Phytophthora infestans T30-4 is the source of this 532-nucleotide messenger RNA. RefSeq lists its product as uncharacterized. Gene Ontology annotation, molecular function: glutathione disulfide oxidoreductase activity. Gene Ontology annotation, biological process: cellular response to oxidative stress. The coding region runs from base 6 to 356 and encodes 116 amino acids. The record is from RefSeq and is a predicted model, not a curated record. The transcript has 3 exons. NCBI's taxonomy places the organism in Eukaryota, Oomycota, Peronosporomycetes, Peronosporales, Peronosporaceae. Gene Ontology annotation, cellular component: cytoplasm.
CAGUAAUGGGAGCAGCGAGUUCGCGUGAAAAUGAGGCGGCGGCGACCGAGUUCGUGGACCGCGUGACGACGGAGAACGGCGUGACAGUCUUCAGCAAGAGUUACUGUCCGUACUGCAAUCUGGCCAAGGGCGUUCUAGACGAAGCCGGUGUCAAGUAUCACGUGGUGGAGCUGGACCUGAAGAACGACGUACCAACUGGGGCUGAGAUCCAAAGCGCACUGGCUACUGCAACUGGACGACGCACCGUUCCCAACGUCUUCAUUAAGAAGGAGUCUAUUGGUGGUGGGACCGACGUGCAGGCGCUGUUUCAGUCGGGCAAACUCACGGAAAUGCUGCGUAUGGCCGGAGUACUGUGAUCGGGCAUUAAGCCAACUGGACAGCAUUUUUCUUGUUGUAAAUUGACGAUGAUCGUUUAUUUCAUGUCAACCUUUGGUUGGCAACUAAGGUAUCGAAGGCCUCAUUGCACGUACUUGGUUAAAGCUUUGUUGACGGAUUGUCCCAAGUAGUGCUGUGAUCAACUUUGUACUGUUGG